Messenger RNA from Lates calcarifer (barramundi perch), 2205 nucleotides. RefSeq names its product L-amino-acid oxidase-like. Gene Ontology annotation, molecular function: L-amino-acid oxidase activity; polyamine oxidase activity. The record is from RefSeq and is a predicted model, not a curated record. Gene Ontology annotation, biological process: amino acid catabolic process. Lineage: Eukaryota; Metazoa; Chordata; Actinopteri; Centropomidae.
UCAUCUGAUUCCAAGGCAUUUGUGAGUGAUAUAUAUGAGGACCCAUCCCCGAUUUUAAAAAAGUCAGGAAGUCAUGCCAUUUGCAGUCAAGCUGGGAAAAAAAAUCCAGCACUAACCGAAAGUAUUUAAGAGGCCACUUAACUUCAGGUUGAUGUUACUGCGCGUUUUGACAUUUAAGCUCCUGAAAGGAAAGGAGAGAAGACACGUAAUAACUGAAAUGGAGGUGAAAUGGAAAUUAUUUGCUGUCAGUGUGCUGCUGCUUACACUGUACCACAGCCACGCUGCUGCUCUCAGCCUGAAGGAGGAUCUGGCUGAUUGUCUGGAGGACAAAGACUACAAGGUGUUGCUGGAGACUGUGAAGACCGGCCUCCCGCACAUUAACAAGUCCCAUCAUGUUGUUAUUGUCGGAGCUGGCAUGGCUGGACUCACAGCUGCAAAGUUACUGCAAGAUGCAGGACACAAGGUAACCAUAGUUGAGGCUAGUGGUCGUGUUGGAGGACGGGUGGAGACCUACAGGAAUGAAAAAGAGGGCUGGUAUGCUGAACUGGGAGCAAUGAGGAUACCGAAUUUUCACCGCAUCGUCAACUGGUUUGCUGAAGAACUGGGGGUCAAGCUGAAUGAAUUCAUCAUGGAUGACCCCAACACCUUUUACCUGAUCCAUGGCCUGCGGAAACGGACAUACGCAGUGAAAGCAAACCCUGAUAUCCUGGGAUAUAACGUGACGAAGAGCGAGAGGAAGAAGUCGGCCGACGAGCUGCUACAGCUGGCUUUGCAGAAGGUGAAAGAUGAAGUGGAGGCUCAUGGCUGCUGGGCUGCUCUGAAAAAAUAUGACCACUAUUCUGUGAAGGAGUAUCUGAAAGAAGAGGGAGGUCUGAGUCCAGAAGCUGUGAGAAUGAUUGGAGAUCUGCUCAAUGAACAGAGCCUUAUGUACACAGCACUGACUGAGAUGAUCUACGACCAGACUGACAUCAGUGACAACGUCACGUAUCAUGAAGUGACUGGUGGGUCAGACCUUCUCCCCAAAGCUUUUCUUAGUGUACUCGAUGGCCCGAUCUUACUCAACUCCAAGGUCAAGCGUAUCAGCCAGUCAGAUAAAGGUGUUGUCGUAUCAUACCAGGAAGGUCAACAGUCUUCUCUGAGGGACCUUCAUGCAGAUGUCGUCCUGGUAACAACCACAACCAAAGCAGCCCUUUUCAUGGACUUCCAUCCACCCCUCUCCAUUAGAAAGAUGGAGGCCCUGAGGUCAGCUCAUUAUGACAGCUCCACUAAAAUCAUCCUCACCUUCAAGGAGAAGUUCUGGGAGGAGGACGGCAUCCGAGGAGGAAAGAGCAUCACUGACAGGCCUUCUCGUUUCAUCUACUACCCCAGCCACAGUUUCCCAGAAAAUAGCACCAUCGGUGUCCUCCUGGCUUCCUACACCUGGUCCGACGAUUCCCUCCUCUUCCAAGGAGCGAGUGAUGAAGACCUGAAGGAGCUGGCUCUGAGAGAUUUGACCAAGAUCCAUGGCGAACACGUCAGGGCUCUCUGCACAGGGGUGGUGGUGAAGAGGUGGAGCUCAGAUCCCUACAGUUUGGGCGCCUUCGCUCUCUUUACUCCCUACCAACAUUUAGAGUACGCCAAGGAGCUCUUCAGACAUGAGGGCAGGGUGCACUUUGCUGGUGAACACACAGCCUUCCCUCACGCCUGGAUCGAGACAUCUAUGAAAUCAGCCAUCAGGGCCGCGACAAACAUUAACAAAGCUGCUCUAAUGAAUUCAGAUUCAACUGAAUGUCAAGUGCGAGAUGAGCUCUGGAUGCAUCCUGGAGAAUGUAGUCUGAGGAAAUAUUGUGGAAUAAAUGAAACAAAUACCACUUUCAUUGAAUAUUAAUCAAUAUAACCUCUCUGUGCAGUUAGAAAUGUGAAAAACUGUGUUUAAACUGAAGUGUUUCAUGAAGUAGAUUGAAAUAAAAUCUCCCAAACAACUUAAUUCAUAAAUGUAUAUUGAUAAUUAUACAUUUACAAAAAGCAUUUUUCCUCUUUUUACCCCCAAUUUUAGAGUCAACUUAUAACCAUAGUAUUCAAACAAAGCACCUUUUGGCUGCAAAUGAAUAAUCUUUUCUUCUUGCCUUAAUUAUGUUUCUACCUUUGUAUUAUGCAUAAUCAAUUGAUGUAAUAUCUGAAGCAAGCUAUGUAACCAUAGAAAUAAAACUAUAACACACCACAAUA